Messenger RNA from Salvelinus fontinalis (brook trout), 8787 nucleotides. RefSeq lists its product as uncharacterized. Bases 1595 to 5041 code for a protein of 1148 amino acids. The record is from RefSeq and is a predicted model, not a curated record. The transcript is spliced from 7 exons. NCBI's taxonomy places the organism in Eukaryota, Metazoa, Chordata, Actinopteri, Salmoniformes, Salmonidae. Gene Ontology annotation, molecular function: methyltransferase activity; 2-oxoglutarate-dependent dioxygenase activity.
GAUACAUUACUCGCAUUCAUAGAUAGAGAUAUGUGACAUGAGAUGAUAUAUAAUUUUUUUUAAACCAUAUUGUAAUGAAACAGGCAGGGAGCAGGUCUCGAACCCUCAACAUUCUAGCCCGAAGUCAAGCGAGCUAUCGAUUGUGCCCCAAAAGCACACUCAAGCGGUAGAGUCGAUUUCCGCGCUUAUAAACCCAGGGUCGUUACAAUAUGUUUAAGCUACAUGCCGACAUUGUUUAUUUGCAAAUACAUUGUUAAUGAAGUAGCCUCAAAGUGAUGGUCCAAAGGAUUUGUAUAAUUCCAGCCAGUAGUUUAGAAAGUUGUGCUCACGUCUGUAGAGGUCUUCUUGGGUCCCGAAAAUGAGACCCGAACCGAAUUGGACCAGCAAACUUUCCACUCGGCCAUAACAGGACCCAGUCAUUUUAAAAAUAAAAUCAGUACCCUACCCGAUUUGGAUCUGAUGUGGACCAGAUCCGACCUGAAACAGGUCUGAGGUGAGAGCCCGGGCCAGGGCCAGGUAGGGUCGGGUCUGUAGGACCCAAAUGGAUCCAAAAUAUUAAAAAGUACGUUUUAUUGCCAUGCAAGACAGCAAAAUUGUUUUGACUUGUCUGGUUGUGAAGUUUCACAUGUGCAUUUUCUGUUGUAUCCUUCUACUGAAAUGUUUGUUCAACAGAAAUAAGGAAAACAUUUCCUGAAAUCACCUAUAGUGAUGGCAUUAUGAAAAUACUACGCUGUAGACCACAAACAUAACUCCUGAUUAAAUUGGGUAGCUGAUAUUCAGAGCUUAAAUAGCCAAAUGGAUUAGUCACAGGAAUCAGGACUUACACACCCAAUGCAACAGCCUGUUUUACAAAGGGUGGGCCUAACACAUGGACGGUCAUUCAUAACAUUCCAUUGCAGACCGACACGGUAGGCCAAAUUCUCUAAAACUACGUGUUAUGGUAGAGAAAUUAACAUUAAAUUCUCUAGUAACAACUGUGUUAGAAAUUCCUGCAGUCAGCAUGCCAAUUGCACGCUCCCUCAAAAAUGUUGACAUCUGUGGCAUUGUGUUGUGUGACAAAACUGCACGUUUUAUAGGGGCCUUUUAUUGUCCCCAGCACAAGGUGCACCUGUGUAAUGGCCAUGCUGUUUGAUCAGCUUCUUGAUAUGCCACACCUGUCAGGUGCAUGGAUUAUCUUGGCAAAGGAGAAAUGCUCACUUACAGGGAUGUAAAAAAAAUAGUGCACAACAUUUUAGAUAAAUAAGCUUUUUGUGCAAAUUUCUGGGAUAUUUUAUUUCAGCCCAUUUUUUAUUUUAUUUUAUUUCACCUUUAUUUAACCAGGUAGGCUAGUUGAGAACAAGUUCUCAUUUGCAACUGCGACCUGGCCAAGAUAAAGCAUAGCAGUGUGAACAGACAACAACACAGAGUUACACAUGGAGUAAACAAUAGACAAGUCAAUAACAUGGUAGAAAAAAGAGAAUCUAUAUACAAUGUGUGCAAAAGGCAUGAGGUAGGCAAUAAAUCGAAUAAUUACAAUUUAGCAGAUUAACACUGGAGUGAUAAAUCAUCAGAUGAUCAUGUGCAAGUGUACUACCUACUUCCGGCGCCGAGCGAGAUGGCAGCCUCGCUUCGCGUUCCUUGGAAAAUAUGCAGUAUUUUGUUUUUUUAUGUGUUAUUUCUUACAUUGGUACCCCAGGUGAUCUUAGAUUUCAUUACAUACAGUCGGGAGGAACUACUGAAUAUACGAUUAACGUCAACUAACCACCGUUCCUACCAGGAAUAUGACUUUCCCGAAACGGAUCCAGUGUUUUGCCUUCCACCCAAUACAAUGGACCUGAUCCCAGCCGGGGAGCCUACGCGACGCCGUAAAAGGGGCAAACGUAGCGGUCUCCUGGUCAGGCUUCGGAGACGGGCACAUCGCGCUCCACUCCCUAGCAUACUACUCGCCAAUGUCCAGUCUCUUGACAAUAAGGUCGAUGAAAUCCGAGCACGGGUAACAUUCCAGAGAGACAUCAGGGAUUGCAACGUGCUCUGCUUCACGGAAACAUGGCUAACUCAAAAGACGCUAACGGAGUCGGUGCAGCCAGCUGGUUUCUUCACGCAUCGCGCAGACAGAAACAAACAUCUUUCUGGUAAGAAGAGGGGCGGGGGGGUAUGCCUCAUGAUUAACGAGACGUGGUGUGAUCAUCAUAACAACACUCAGGAACUCAAGUCAUUCUGUUCACCUGAUCUAGAACUCCUCACAAUCAAAUGUCGACCGCAUUAUCUACCAAGGGAAUUCUCUUCGGUCAUAAUCACAGCCGUAUAUAUUCCCCCCCAAGCAGACACAUCGAUGGCCCUGAACGAACUCUAUCUGACUCUCUGUAAACUGGAAACCACACACCCUGAGGCUGCAUUCAUCGUAGCUGGGGAUUUUAACAAGGCUAAUCUAAAAACAAAACUCCCUAAAUUCUAUCAGCACAUCGAUUGUCCUACCAGGGCUGGCAAAACUCUGGAUCACUGUUAUACUAACUUCCGCGACGCAUAUAAGGCCCUCCCCCGCCCCCCUUUCGGAAAAGCUGAACACGACUCCAUUUUGUUGAUUCCAGCCUACAAACAGAAAUUAAAACAACAAGCUCCCGCACUCAGGUCUGUUCAACGCUGGUCCGACCAAUCUGAUUCCACGCUUCAAGACUGCUUCGAUCACGCGGAUUGGAAUAUGUUCCGCAUUGCGUCCAACAACAACAUUGAAGAAUAUGCUGAUUCGGUGAGCGAGUUCAUUAGGAAGUGCAUUGACGAUGUCGUACCCACAGCAACGAUUAAAACAUUCCCAAACCAGAAACCGUGGAUUGACGGCAGCAUUCGCGUGAAACUGAAAGCGCGAACCACUGCUUUUAACCAGGGCAAGGUGACCGGAAACAUGACCGAAUACACACAGUGUAGCUAUUCUCUCCGCAAGGCUAUCAAACAGGCAAAGUCCCAGUACAGAGACAAAAUAGAAUCGCAAUUCAACAGCUCAGACACAAGAGGUAUGUGGCAGGGUCUACAGUCUAUCACGGAUUACAAAAAGAAAACCAGCCCCGUCGCGGACCAGGAUGUCUUGCUCCCAGACAGGCUAAAUAUCUUUUUUGCCCGCUUUGAGGACAAUACAGUGCCACUGACACGGCCCGCUACCAAAACCUGCGGGCUCUCCUUCACUGCAGCCGAGGUGAGUAAAACAUUUAAACGUGUUAACCCUCGCAAGGCUGCAGGCCCAGACGGCAUUCCCAGCCGCGUCCUCAGAGCAUGCGCAGACCAGCUGGCUGGUGUGUUUACGGACAUAUUCAAUCAAUCCUUAUCCCAGUCUGCUGUUCCCACAUGCUUCAAGAGGGCCACCAUUGUUCCUGUUCCCAAGAAAGCUAAGGUAACUGAGCUAAACGACUACCGCCCCGUAGCACUCACUUCCGUCAUCAUGAAGUGCUUUGAGAGACUAGUCAAGGACCAUAUCACCUCCACCCUACCGGACACCCUAGACCCACUCCAAUUUGCUUACCGACCCACAGACGACGCAAUCGCAACCACACUGCACACUGCCCUAACCCAUCUGGACAAGAGGAAUACCUAUGUGAGAAUGCUGUUCAUCGACUACAGCUCAGCAUUUAACACCAUAGUACCCUCCAAACUCGUCAUCAAGCUCGAGACCCUGGGUCUCGACCCCGCCCUGUGCAACUGGGUCCUGGACUUCCUGACGGGCCGCCCCCAGGUGGUGAGGGUAGGUAACAACAUCUCCACCCCGCUGAUCCUCAACACUGGGGCCCCACAAGGGUGCGUUCUGAGCCCUCUCCUGUACUCCCUGUUCACCCACGACUGCGUGGCCAUGCACGCCUCCAACUCAAUCAUCAAGUUUGCGGACGACACUACAGUGGUAGGCUUGAUUACCAACAACGACGAGACGGCCUACAGGGAGGAGGUGAGGGCCCUCGGAGUGUGGUGUCAGGAAAAUAACCUCACACUCAACGUCAACAAAACAAAGGAGAUGAUUGUGGACUUCAGGAAACAGCAGAGGGAGCACCCCCCUAUCCACAUCGACGGGUCAGUAGUGGAGAAGGUGGAAAGUUUUAAGUUCCUCGGUGUACACAUCACGGACAAACUGAAUUGGUCCACCCACACAGACAGCGUUGUGAAGAAGGCGCAGCAGCGCCUCUUCAACCUCAGGAGGCUGAAGAAAUUCGGCUUGUCACCAAAAGCACUCACAAACUUCUACAGAUGCACAAUCGAGAGCAUCCUGUCGGGCUGUAUCACCGCCUGGUACGGCAACUGCUCCGCCCACAACCGUAAGGCUCUCCAGAGGGUAGUGAGGUCUGCAGAACGCAUCACCCGGGGCAAACUACCUGCCCUCCAGGACACCUACACCACCCGAUGUCACAGGAAGGCCAUAAAGAUCAUCAAGGGCAACAACCACCCAAGCCACUGCCUGUUCACCCCGCUAUCAUCCAGAAGGCGAGUGGUGUUUCUGCUGAUUAGAUGUGCCAGCUUCCUGCCCAUUCACUGUAACUUUUCUCAAGCUCCCAAUGGUACAACAACCUAUCACCUCUCAGAGCCCCCGCCUUCAAUGAAUUGUGAAACAGAGUGGGCAUAUCCAAAUGGAUCCACGCUGACCUUUAAAGGUGAAACAAACUCAAAUCAGGUUCUGGGUCUGACCAGACAGUCCAUCACUACCACAGUCUGUCUGGGCAGCCUGAAGUAUACGAUGGACUGUGUAAAGCCUCAGGUGGUGAAUAAAGUAGAAUGUAACUGCACCAUGGAACCUAGCAGCCCCUCUAAUCCUGAACACAUCAAGGAUGUCAGACCAGAUGAAAGGAGCCACACACUGGCCUGGGUUCCUCUGGCAUGUUUUUCUGGAGUCAUCAUACUGUUAUUUGCUGGAAAGAGGGGUGUCAAACAUACGGCCCGCGGGCCGGAACCGGCCCCCAAGGAGGUUCGAUCAGGCCCGCAGGAUAAUUUGAAAGUGGAAAAAAUGCAUAAAAGACAUGGAAUUAAUAUUUUUAAUUCGCUGCAAUUCAUGGAUUAUCUGCUAAGGGGCGCACUCUUUCCAUCAGAGUAGAAGACAAGCCGCAUCACUGAGACAGACUGAAAACAGCAGACGGUAUCAAUGCGCCAUCUGCUGCUUGUUACGACGUUGUUAAUACCUUGGUCUCUACCUCUCCGCUACACCCUCAUUAGCCAAAAUGUCGUUAUCCAAACGGAGAAAAGUAGAUAAGGAGUGUAGAAUUUUCAAAGAAAAAUGGACCACGUCCUAUUUAUUUACAGAGAUGCACGGAAAACCUUCGUGCUUGGUGUGUUUGCAACAAGUUUCGGUAUUGAAGGAAUAUAAUAUUCGACGCCACUACGAGACUCAUCACAGCGAAAAAUAUGACGGCUUGCAAGGACAACUGAGAAGAGAUAAGAUUAACAAAUUGCUGGCGGGUCUGAGGAAACAGCAGUCAACUUUCAUCCAGAGCCGAGAAGUCAGUGAAGCAGCGGUAAAAGCCAGCUACCUAAUUGCUGCCUUAGAUACUGUUUGCAUUGAAAGAAUACAGCUCUGUGAAGAUGAAUCCUUACUGUGGUGAUUUAAAAAAUGUGCACUUUAAUGUUAGUCAGCAGCUUCAAAACAAAAGUUGUGUGAUGGAAUUCUACUGUUCAUACAACUCCAUAAAUUUUCAGUAUGUAUUGUAUGUGUAUGUAUGUUUCAUGUAUGAAGUUUACAGAUUUACAGGACAGGCGAACACUUUCUUCAUUACACAUUUAAAAUCACUCUCCUUAGUUUGUAAGGUGUACGCAGGGAUUACAUUUAGAUUUUAUAUGCGUAUGUGUAAGUGGUUUAAAAAUUCCUUUCUUUAAAAGUCUCAUUUAAUCUUAAAGUGCAUUACUAUAUUUUUCAGUACCAAUUAAAGUUUUGUGCCUUUGUACAAUCAGUGGGAUCAGUUGCAAUGCAUAUUUGUGAAUGAUAAAAGUAAAUUGCACAUUUGUCUAAGGAAAUAUGAGGUGUUUCAUGAAAUGUUUUGUAAAAGGAUAGUUCAUUAAAUUUCAAUAUUUUCCUAAUGUUCUUGUGCUUCUUUACACCAAAACAAAGGAAAGACAUGAUAUUUUGGUUAUUUAUAGCAGAGUAUGGUAUAAUUUUAAUGGUCCGGCCCACUUGACAUCUCCCUAGGCCGUAUGUGGCCCACGAUACGAAAUGAGUUUGACACCCCUGGUUUAAUCUAUGUUUUCCCUUGAUUGAGUUAAUUAAUUUGUGACAGUACCGUACUCCACUCAGACGGUGUUAUUUAGAUAUAAUUUAAGAGCCAUGCUUUAAAUGUAUCCAUUGGUGUAUUAACUUGGUUUGUGUAUUAUCUGACCCCUGUAUGUACUGGCUUACUGCCAAAGCUGGGUGUAAGACAAAGAUAGAGAUGUAGGGAAAUUCUGGGGACAGCCAUGGUUUUCACUCUUCUACUCUCUCUCUCUCUCUGUCUGCUUUCUUCCUCUCUCUUUCUCUCUCUGUUUGUCUCUCUGUGUGUGUGUGUGUGUGUGUGUGUUUGACGUUGACACCAUACAGUAUUACAUUUGUCUAACAAGUCAAUCUCCUUAGGUUAGGAUUAGGUUAGGAUGAGGGUUAAGGCUGGGAUUAGGUUAGGAUGAGGGUUAAGGCUGGGAUUAGGUUAGGAUGAGGGUUAAGGCUGGGAUGAGGGUUAAGGCUGGGAUUAGGUUAGGAUGAGGGUUAUGGCUGGGAUUAGGUUAGGAUGAGGGUUAAGGCUGGGAUUAGGUUAGGAUGAGGGUUAAGGCUGGGAUUAGGUUAGGAUGAGGGUUAAUGCUGGGAUUAGUUUAGGAUGAGGGUUAAGGCUGGGAUUAGGUUAGGAUGAGGGUUAAGGCCGGGAUUAGGUUAGGAUGAGGGUUAAGGCUGGGAUUAGGUUAGGAUGAGGGUUAAGGCUGGGAUUAGGUUAGGAUGAGGGUUAAGGCUGGGAUUAGGUUAGGAUGAGGGUUAUGGCUGGGAUUAGGUUAGGAUGAGGGUUAAGGCUGGGAUUAGGUUAGGAUGAGGGUUAAGGCUGGGAUUAGGUUAGGAUGAGGGUUAAUGCUGGGAUUAGUUUAGGAUGAGGGUUAAGGCUGGGAUUAGGUUAGGAUGAGGGUUAAGGCCGGGAUUAGGUUAGGAUGAGGGUUAAGGCCGGGAUUAGGUUAGGAUGAGGGUUAUGGCUGGGAUUAGGUUAGGAUGAGGGUUAAGGCUGGGAUUAAGUUAGGAUGAGGGUUAAGGCUGGGAUUAGGUUAGGAUGAGGGUUAAGGCUUUGAUUAGGUUAGGAUGAGGGUUAAGGCUGGGAUUAGGUUAGGAUGAGGGUUAAGGCUGGGAUUAGGUUAGGAUGAGGGUUAAGGCUAGGAUUAAGUUAGGAUGAGGGUUAAGGCUGGGAUUAGGUUAGGAUGAGGGUUAAGGCUGGGAUUAGGUUAGGAUGAGGGUUAAGGCUGGGAUUAAGUUAGGAUGAGGGUUAAGGCUGGGAUUAGGUUAGGAUGAGGGUUAAGGCUGGGAUUAGGUUAGGAUGAGGGUUAAGGCUGGGAUUAGGUUAGGAUGAGGGUUAAGGCUGGGAUUAGGUUAGGAUGAGGGUUAAGGCUAGGGUUAGUGGAUAGUUAGUUUAAAGGUUGUUGACCGUUAUUGAACAUCUACAAGCCAUCUACUUGAGACUAUCCCAAUAAAGUGUUAACAAAAUAAUUGGGGUAAUUGUUGAAUAACUUGUGGUUAACCUAAAGUGGGUCACAGGGCUGAAGUGGUGCCACCUUUCAAUCCAGUCAGCCUAGAUGAGUUGUCUUCAUCUGUAUUUCAAUACAGUUACAUGAUUUCUCAGAAUUCCUGAUGAUUCUAAAGACAGACCUGAUCAUAUCACCUCUACCUUACCUGACACCCAAGACCAACUUCAAUUUGCUUACCGCCCCAAUAGAGGCACAGAUGAUGCAAUCGCCACUGCACUGCACACUGCCUCAUCCCAUCUGGACAAGAGGAAUACCUAUGUAAGAAUGCUGUUCACUCACUAUAGCUUUGCUUUCAACACCAUAGUACCCUCCAAGCACAUCAUUAAGCUUGGAGCACUGGGUCUGAACCCCGCCCUGAGCAACUGGGUCCUGGACUUCCUGACGGGCCGCCCCCCAGGUGGUGAAGGUAGGAUACAACACCACCACUUCGCUGAUCCUCAACACAGGGGCCCCACAAGGGUGCGUUCUCAGCCUCCUCCUGUACUCCCUGUUCACCCAUGACUGCGUGGCCACGCACGCCUCAAACUCAAUCAUCAAGUUUGCAGAUGACACAACAGUAGUAGGCCUGAUUACCAUCGAUGACUAGACAGCCUACAGGGAGGUGAGGGCCCUGGGAGAGUGGUGACAGGAAAAUAACCUCUCACUCAACGUCAACAAAACAAAGGAGCUGAUCGUGGACUUCAGGAAACAGCAGAGGGAGCACGCCCCUAUCCACAUCGACGGGACCGCAGUGGAGCAGGUGGAAAGCUGCAAGUUCCUCAGUGUACACAUCACUGACAAUCUGAAUUGGUCCACACAGACAGACAGUGGUGAAGAAGGCGCAACAGCGUCCAAUUCUCCCCGGGGCGUUUGUUCAUGGCUUUCCUGUAACAAUUCUCCGUCACUGCUACUAUUUUGGUCUGUUGUGUUUUGCCUCAAAUUCCUUCUGUUCUCUCUCUGUCUUGCUCAUUUCCUGCCCCCCCUUCCCAACCUUCUCCCCUCUGCUCCCAAACUCAGCAGUGCGGGGAGGGCUCCUCCGCCUGCCCUUCCUCCUAUCUGUCUUUCACUCUUUCUCAUAACAACUUUCUGACGGAAUAUCAGACCUCCAUUCUCCUUCUCUCU